GUUCGAAUUUGUAUCUUAUUGAGCGAAAACGGGCUAUUGCCCAAGGAGCAAGGGUCGAGAUCCUGACCACUGGGGAUUCAACGAUUUGGGAUGCCACAAGCUUUCCAUGGUUUGCGAAGUCUUCAUAA
Acaulospora colombiana is the source of this 128-nucleotide messenger RNA. Lineage: Eukaryota; Fungi; Glomeromycota; Glomeromycetes; Diversisporales; Acaulosporaceae. The record is from the annotation of a GenBank genome assembly.